Aspergillus viridinutans is the source of this 1407-nucleotide messenger RNA. Its product is annotated as anion exchange family protein. The coding region runs from base 1 to 1407 and encodes 468 amino acids. The transcript has 6 exons. Gene Ontology annotation, biological process: monoatomic ion homeostasis; monoatomic anion transport; transmembrane transport. The record is from RefSeq and is a predicted model, not a curated record. NCBI's taxonomy places the organism in Eukaryota, Fungi, Ascomycota, Eurotiomycetes, Eurotiales, Aspergillaceae. Gene Ontology annotation, molecular function: solute:inorganic anion antiporter activity. Gene Ontology annotation, cellular component: plasma membrane.
AUGUAUAACGACGUGCGUCGUCGGCCGCCCUACUACUGGAGUGAUAUCACAGAUGCCUGGAGAUACCGCGUCGUCGCAAGUACUAUCCGGAUGUACCUUGUCAACAUGCUCCCUGCCAUCGCAUACACACUGGAUAUGUACCGCCGCACUGGCGAGUUCUACGGCAUCAACGAGGCGCUCUUCUCGUCUGCCAUGGCAGCAAUGAUCUUCAGUGUCUUGGGUGCGCAGCCUUUGACCAUCGUCGGAAUUACGGGUUUGAUCUCGCUGUUCAACUACACCAUCUACGAUAUCGUGACUAUCUACGAGCCGGCCGUCUACCCGAAUUUCAUGUGCUGGACUGCCAUCUGGGCGGCGAUCUUCCACUGGAUCGUGGCUGUCUUCAAAGGAGUCGAGGAACUAGUAACCGAGUUUACCACGCGCGGCAACACCGCCGGGUUCAUGAGCACUAUGGUUGCCAUCCUGUACUUUCUCACCAUCUACGGCCUGGAACGGCUCGGCUCCAGCACCAUCUGGAAACCGUGGUUCGGGGGUUUACUGGCCGACUACGCAUAUGUGAUCGGGACCAUCUUCUGGGUAGGAUUCUCACAUAUACCCGGUAACCUCAAAGCAACCCACGUCUCAUUCGUCCCCAUCACCCGGGCGUUCUACCCUACCCAGCCGCGCGGCUGGCUCAUCCAUUUCUGGGAGCUCGAUGCCAAAUGGGUAUUCGCCGCACUGCCCUUUGGGUUCCUGGUGAUGCUCCUCUUCUACUACGACCACAACGUAAGCAGCCUAACCGCCCAAGCAAGACGAUUCCCCCUUAAGAAACCUGCCCGUUUCCACUGGGACUUCUUCCUCCUGGGCUGCACCACCUUCCUAGCAGGCAUCACCGGCAUCCCAUUGCCAAACGGCCUAGUGCCCCAGGCCCCCGUACACACCGACUCCCUAACCAUCUACAAAACCUCCCUCCGCACCAUCUCCACCUCCGAAGGCGAGGGCGCCGAAAUCCGCCGCCCAAUCGUAACCGCCACCGCCGUCGUCGAGCAACGCAUCUCCCACUUCCUCAUGGGCCUGCUCAUCAUCGGCACCAUGACCCGCCCGCUGCUGAUCGUCCUGCACACGAUGCCCGCCGCCGUCUUCGCAGGCGUCUUCUUCACCGUCGGCUGGGGCUCCAUCGAGUCGAACGGCAUCCUCCAGAAACUCAUCUUCCUGGCGCGCGAGAACCGCUUCAUCCAGCGCGAUGAGCCGCUGUUGACUGUGCGACGGCGCAAGGUCGCGCUGUAUAUCGCCUGCCAGGUGGUGGGCGUUGCGGCGACGGUGGCCAUCUCGCAGACGAUUGCGGCGAUUGGGUUCCCGAUUCUGAUCAUUGCGUUGAUUCCGUUUCGGGUGUGGGUUAUGCCGAGGAGCUGGAUGUCAUGGAUGAUUUGA